Messenger RNA from Rosa rugosa (rugosa rose), 1595 nucleotides. RefSeq lists its product as uncharacterized. The transcript has 12 exons. Bases 99 to 1427 code for a protein of 442 amino acids. The record is from RefSeq and is a predicted model, not a curated record. Gene Ontology annotation, cellular component: preribosome, large subunit precursor; nucleolus. Gene Ontology annotation, molecular function: protein binding. Gene Ontology annotation, biological process: ribosomal large subunit biogenesis. NCBI's taxonomy places the organism in Eukaryota, Viridiplantae, Streptophyta, Magnoliopsida, Rosales, Rosaceae.
ACUUUUAAGCACUAGGGUUUAAGGCUUCUCUGCUUCUUCAUCUCUCUGGGUUUUUCGCUUCUUCUUCACCGCGCCCGAGCCAAAACAAAGUCGUCACAAUGCCUCGCACCACCACACUGGAGUGCCCCGGUUGCUCUCCACUUCGGGCCUUGACCUUCGACGAGCUUGGUCUCAUUAAAGUUACUGAAGCUCGGAGUAAGCAAGGAGGAGCUCCCAAGAUGGUAGAGAGAUGGGGUGACCCGGAUGCCUCGAAAUGCGUGCUCGCCGCCUCCAUGGAUGACCGGAAGUUCGACCCGUUACUAGCUGUUGCGAGAAAGAAUGGCACGAUUGAGGUUCUUAAUCCUCUUAAUGGUGAUCUCCAUUUUUCGGUUUCCAAUGUCAGUGAAAAUGGUGUUCAGCCUGGAGAGGAUGCUGUUUCUGGGUUGCAUUUAUUUGCGAAACAAAAUUUGGAACUAGCUUCUAGGUCUUGCACUUUGCUCACAUGUACAACGAAAGGAAAUGCAAGCAUCAGAUCUUAUGAAGUGACUAAAUCAGCUGCAGAUGUCACCUCUACUGGAUCUUCAAGAACAUGGAAUGUAUGUGCUGGUGGUGAUAUCUUAUGUUCUAAAGUAGACGGUAGUGAAAGCUAUUCUUUGUUCGGCGGGAAGCGCGUUGAAAUGAAUGUAUGGGAUCUUGAAAACUGUGCCAAGAUUUGGACAGCAAAAUCUCCUCCUAAAAACAGCCUUGGUAUAUUUACCCCAACUUGGUUCACAUCUGCCACGUAUUUGAGUAAAGAUGAUCAUCGCAAAUUUGUGGCCGGCACCAACAGCCAUGAGGUUCGUCUCUAUGACAUUUCUGCUCAGCGGAGACCUGUCAUAACAGUUAAUUUCCGGGAGACCCCUAUCAAAGCUGUAGCAGAGGAUUUGGAUGGCUAUACAAUCUAUAUAGGGAAUGGAUCUGGUGAUCUUGCUUCUGUAGAUAUGCGUACAGGGAAAUUGCUAGGAUGCUUUUUGGGAAAAUGCUCUGGUAGUAUAAGAUCCAUAGCCAGGCACCCAGAAUUUCCAGUCAUAGCAUCAUGUGGAUUGGAUAGUUAUCUACGCGUUUGGAAUGUAAAGACACGGGAACUACUCUCUGCGGUUUUCCUGAAGCAGCAUCUAACAAACGUUCUUUUUGAUUCAAAUUUUGCUGAUGAAGAACCCAAAGUUACCCUUCCUGCAGCGGAUCGAUUGCAUGAGGAAGAGCAUGUUGCACCUGGGACUCCUUGUGAAGAUGAUGGUGAAACAUUACCCGUGAAAAAGAAAAAAUCUAGAGAAAAGAAAAGAAGCAAGAAGGAAGCAAAAGCAGAGAGUGGAAACAAGGAAGUUUCCGAAGAAAAUGGAGGCAAGAAGUCAAAAUCCAAGAAAAGCAGCAAAAGAUUAAAACGGGAAAAUCUUGAUGACGAAUUAUGAUUGAGAUGAGAUUGUAUGUAUGCUCAUUUUAAUUACAAACAGGGAAGGGGGCCUGUGUUAGCAAUUUUGUACAUUGGUCUUCUGUAUCAAGGGAAUCAGAUUUGUUAUUUAAUCAGAUUGAACUGCCAGUGCAGCUAAAUUUUGAAUGAGAUUACAGUAUUUGUACUG